AUGGAUCUCAGGAGAGCAGGGAGCCCAGUGUACGGUCGCCAAUGGAGCCGAUCAUCUAACGGUACGGAAUCGAGGUCACCGUCGAUGUCUCCGGCUCACCGGAAACAGCAACUCGAUGGUGUUGGUGGGUUUUCCACUGUUAAUCGAACCCAGAACGUAGCCACUAAAGCGGCGGCUCAACGGCUAGCGAAGGUUAUGGCUUUACAGAACAAGGACAAUGAUGAAGACGAUGAUGAAGAUCACGGAUUCAAAUUCGCUGCUCCUUCUUCUACCAUCAACGGCAAUAGUAACUUACCGGCGGUUUCCUUCGCUCGCCGGAAUCGAUCGCAAUCACCGGCGAUUGGCAGAAACCCAACUGAGCAAGUGACUUCAGUGCGUUCUUCUUCUACUGGAAGACCAUCAACGUUUGGUAGAUCCAUAGCUCCGAAUGCGUCUCCGAUUUGGAUGCCGCCUAAGGCAACAAUGAAACCUCCACUUGAUCAUCCUCCAUUUAAGGACAGAGAUCAAAGAUAUUUUGGUGAUGAACCGUUGGUAAACUCGACAGAUAAGGGGUAUCAGCAUGAAGCUUCAGCUCUUCGUGAUGAACUGGAUAUGCUACAAGAGGAGAAUGAGAUUGUAUUGGAGAAGCUUCACCAUGCAGAAGAAAAACGCGAGGCAGCAGAAGCCAGGGCUAGAGAGCUGGAGAAACAGGUUGCUUCUCUUGGAGAAGGAGUGUCUUUGGAGGCCAAGUUGUUAAGUAGGAAGGAAGCAGCAUUGCGCCAAAGAGAGGCUGCUCUCAAGGCUGCUAAAGAGAAAAAAGAUGGGAAAAAAGAGGAAGUUGUUUCCCUCCGUUCAGAACUUCAGAUCCUGAAGGAUGAAGCUGCAACAGCUGCGGAACAGCUUCGAGAAGCAGAGUCAGAAGCAAAGGCUCUUCGUACAAUGACUCAAAGAAUGGUCUUAACACAGGACGAAAUGGAGGAAGUAGCUUUGAAGAGAUGCUGGCUUGCCCGGUAUUGGGGUUUGGCAGUGCAGCAUGGCAUUUGUGCUGAUAUAGCACCUUCCAGGCAUGAAAGCUGGUCAGCUUUGGCUCCUCUUCCUUUUGAGCUUGUCAUAUCUGCAGCACAAAAGGCCAAGGAGUUAUCUCGGGAUCAAGGUGGGAGUGAUCAGAGCAAAACUGAUAGAUUUUUAAGUGAGCUAACUGGAGAAGGAAAUAUCGAAAGUAUGCUUUCAGUGGAGAUGGGUUUGAGAGAGCUAGCGUCCUUAAAGGUUGAAGAUGCUGUUAUGCUUGCAUUUGCCCAGAAGAGAACACCGAGUUUGGUUCGGCAAGAUUCUAAAGGGCACGGAGAACUCAAAUUUGUAGAGACAUACGAACUGAAAGAAGGAGAACAAGAAGAUGUCGCCUUUAAGCAGGCGUGGCUGAUGUACUUCUGGGGUAGAGCCAAAUUGCACGGCGUAGAAGAAGACAUUGCCGAUGAACGUCUCCAGUUUUGGAUCAGCCGAAGCGGAGAAAAAUCUCUAACUUCUCACGAUGCUAUUGACGUGGAACGAGGUUUGUUAGAGCUAAGGAAACUAGGAAUAGAGCAGCAAUUGUGGGAAGCUUGUCGCAAAGAAACCGAUCAGCAUCUUCCAUCUUCUUAUCCUACUUCUACUCUCUCAAAUCACAACAACCUCGACUCUAAUUCAUAG
This is a messenger RNA of Arabis nemorensis, 1665 nucleotides long. Lineage: Eukaryota; Viridiplantae; Streptophyta; Magnoliopsida; Brassicales; Brassicaceae. The record is from the annotation of a GenBank genome assembly.